AUGCCACAUUUGAUAUCAAAUUUGGUAGAGAAGGCUUAUACUCCUUCUAUCGCUAGAAUUGCACCAAAGCACUUAGUAAGAAAGCCACAGUUAGGAAGACAACCACAGAAAAUCACUAACAUUGGUAACACAGCUCUCUACAGAGGUUUCUGGAGAUUUACAAGAAGAUGGAUAUGCCACAAUCACAAAUUCUGGUACUCUUACGUUGUUCUCUGCGCUAUUGGAAUGUACCAGGUCUACUACGCAGUGAUCGUAGGACACUAUGUCAGGAAGAACUAUCAUAGAUCUAUGGAAUAUGCCAUUCUUAGGGAACAAGAAUGGGAGAAAAUCAAGCCAGCUGAUGAUGACGAUGAUCUCUUUGAUGAUGAUGACGAAGAAGACGACGAGGAAGAAGGUGCCGCUGGAGACGAAGGGGCUGAUGAUGAUGACGAUGAAUAAUCAC
Molecule: messenger RNA, 442 nt
Organism: Moneuplotes crassus
Lineage: Eukaryota; Ciliophora; Spirotrichea; Euplotida; Euplotidae
Source: the annotation of a GenBank genome assembly